Gamsiella multidivaricata is the source of this 2466-nucleotide messenger RNA. RefSeq names its product DNA replication licensing factor MCM7. Gene Ontology annotation, biological process: DNA strand elongation involved in DNA replication; DNA replication initiation; double-strand break repair via break-induced replication. The transcript has 9 exons. Gene Ontology annotation, molecular function: single-stranded DNA binding; ATP binding; single-stranded DNA helicase activity. The coding region runs from base 48 to 2345 and encodes 765 amino acids. NCBI's taxonomy places the organism in Eukaryota, Fungi, Mortierellomycota, Mortierellomycetes, Mortierellales, Mortierellaceae. Gene Ontology annotation, cellular component: nucleus; MCM complex. The record is from RefSeq and is a predicted model, not a curated record.
CCAUCGCCAUCCACACACUCCCGCCAGGAACAGAAAAAGAGUAAAAGAUGGCCGCCAGGUUGAACACCGCCAACGUCAGGGUGAAGUAUUCGGAUGAGGCCGAACAUAUCAAGGACUUUCUUCAGACAUUCAAGUCUGUCUUAACCGAGGCCGAUGUUGAGGACACUGGAAUGGAGGUCGAUGGUCAAGGCGUUCUUCAGCUGAAGUAUUUCAAGCAGUUGCAAAUGAUUGCCAACCGCAGGCAGAAGAAGCUGGUUAUUCAUCUGGACGAUAUUGUCAAGUACGAUCGCACCAGGACAUCCAACUUGGCUCAGAACAUCAUCUCCAAUACCAAGCGCUAUGUCAGCCUGUUUUGCAAUGCCAUUGAUGCCAUCAUGCCAGCGCCCACAGAGGAUAUGGACCACACAACCUCGGUGCUCGAUGUCAUUUUGAGCCAGCGCAGGAGUCACAACAGUAACUUUAUUGCUGCCAACGGAGAUGUGCCUCUGGAAGAGCUUCCCUUCCCACCUGCUCUCACCAGAAGAUACCAAGUGGUUUUCAAGCCGCCCACCAACCAGAAGGCGCUCUCCGUCCGCGAGAUUAAGGCUGAGUACCUUGGAAAGCUGGUAACUCUUCAGGGUAUUGUCACCCGAGUCACGGCUGUGAAGCCCUUUGUCGAAGUAGCAGCCUAUACUUGCGAAUCCUGCGGUAAUGAGAACUUCCAGGAGGUGACUGCACGCCAGUUCAUGCCCUUAACCGAGUGCAACUCUCAGGUGUGCAAGACCAACCAGACCAAAGGAAAGCUCCACGAGCAGACACGUGCCAACAAGUUUUUGGAGUUCCAAGAAGUCAAGAUUCAGGAGCUUACACAUCAAGUUCCUGUUGGACAUAUUCCUCGUUCGAUUAAGGUUCAUUUGUUUGGCGUGAUGACCAGGACCAUGAACCCUGGAGAUACCGUCGCUGUUUCAGGUAUCUACGUGCCCAUUCCUUACACUGGCUUCCAGGCCAUGCGUGCAGGACUUUUGACCGACACUUAUCUCGAAUGCCACCAUGUGGAGCAGUCCAAGAAGCAAUAUUCAGAGAUGACGAUCUCGAGUGAAGUUCAGGAGGAGUUGGAGGAGAUGGCACAGGAUCCCGAUGUGUACAACAAACUUGCUCGCUCGAUUGCACCCGAGAUUUAUGGUCACGAGGAUGUCAAGAAGGCGCUGUUGCUUUUGAUGAUUGGCGCACCGACCAAGAUAAUGGGUGACGGCAUGAAGAUUCGUGGAGAUAUCAACAUCUGUCUGAUGGGAGAUCCAGGAGUGGCCAAGUCGCAGUUGUUGAAGUACAUCACCAAGGUUGCGCCCCGUGGUGUCUACACCACUGGUAAAGGAAGUUCAGGAGUUGGUCUCACAGCUGCCGUCAUGAGGGACCCCGUUACCGAUGAGAUGAUUCUUGAGGGCGGAGCAUUGGUUUUGGCCGACAACGGUAUCUGCUGUAUCGAUGAGUUUGACAAGAUGGACGAGUCGGACAGGACAGCAAUCCACGAAGUCAUGGAGCAGCAGACCAUCUCGAUCUCGAAAGCUGGCAUCACCACUACACUCAAUGCUCGUGCCUCUAUCUUGGCUGCUGCCAACCCUAUCUACGGUCGCUACAACCCUCGCAAGUCGCCUGUCGAGAAUAUCAAUCUGCCUGCGGCACUGCUAUCGCGCUUUGAUAUCCUGUUCUUAAUUCUGGACACCGCAAACGAGGAGAACGAUUCGAGAUUGGCAUCCCAUAUCACCUAUGUUCACAUGCACAACCAGGCUCCCAAGAUGGACUUUGAGGCGUACAGCGCUAGCUUGAUGAGACACUAUAUCGCGGCGGCACGGCAAAAACGACCGACUGUGCCGAAGGCAGUCUCUGAACACAUUGUGGAUGCAUACGUGCAGUCACGCCAGAAUGGCAAGGCUGAGAGAGAGAACGGACAGGAAUUCACAUAUGUUAGUGCGCGUACGUUGCUCGGAGUGCUCCGUCUCGCACAGGCAAUGGCUCGUCUCCGGUUCUCGGAUGUGGUCACGGUCGAGGAUGUCAAUGAGGCACUAAGAAUGGUCGAUGUCUCCAAGGCCUCGCUAUACGAUCAGGAUCCUGCACACAACGGCCAAGACGGCCGGACAUACUCGAGCCCAACAGACAGGAUCUACGAUAUUAUCCGUACGAUGAGCAAGGAUCCUGAGGACAACUGGAGAUUGGUUGAGGAGUUGAGGCUACAAGAGGUCAGGGACCGGGUUUUGGCCAAGGGAUUCAAGAUCCAGGAGUUCGAGGAGUGCUUGCGGGAGUACGAAGACAUGAAUAUUUGGUUCGUGAACGACGCCCAUACCAAGUUGACCUGGAUCUCCAGGGACUAAAGAGAUAUAGCUGGAUAGGAAGGUUCAUUUCAGUGGCGCUUUUUGAGUAGAGCAAAGAAUAUGCUGCAAAACGAAGUAAGCUAUGCCAAGAUAAUAAUAAUAAAAACAACAGCAGCGAAGU